Stylonychia lemnae is the source of this 834-nucleotide messenger RNA. NCBI's taxonomy places the organism in Eukaryota, Ciliophora, Spirotrichea, Sporadotrichida, Oxytrichidae. The record is from the annotation of a GenBank genome assembly.
AUGUCAAAUGAUGCUAACCUCACUAGGGAUUCCGUUGAUUCAUAACAAGAAUAUGUGUAGAAAUAGGUCAUAUACGAUCCCAAUAAAAAUCUCUCCUGCUUUGAAAAGCUUUUAAGGAGACUCAAUAUUGAUAGACUAUCAGAGUUAGAGGAUGGACCAGGAAUACAUAGAGAUAGCUAAACUCUCAUGAAGUAAAUGGAGCAAAUGAAAGGGGUAACUAAAUGCAUAUCUCUCUCGUUAUUGGUAUUGUCUGUUGUCUACCUUUUUACUAGAAUUCAAAGUUAUUAUGAGCUUUAAGCCUACAAGGAAAAAAAUAGCAAAUCAUUAAUCGGAACUAAUGCAUUUAAAUAUGAAAAUAUUGAAUUGCUUCACUUUUUCACUAUUGCUCAUAGCUUUACUUGUGUAGUGAUAUCUUCAUUCGUAUAUAUGAUGCUUAAAAAGAAUACAUUCAUUGAUAGAAGGUAGUACUACUUCGUAUUAGGUAUGACAACUAUAGUCACCCUGCUAUACUUUUUUGCAAUUCUUUAUAUUGUCUAUCGCAGCACUUACGUCACCUCUAAUUAAUAUAAUGCAAUUAUAGUAUUUGAGAGUGUAUUAGACAUUAUUGGAAGUAUUUCCUCAAAUCCACUCUCAUUCUUAUUUGCCUUAAUGAUGAAUUUCGUAUUAUUGUUCGGAAUAUUCUGUCUUAACUUAUGCUCAAUAUAUCUAGCUGAUAUAGCAAGAGCAUUAGAAUAGAAGCGUACUGGUGGAAGAAGGCAAAAUGAGUUGGAAUUGAAUAGCUUAGUUAAGAUGUAAUGGAAUAAUAAACAGAUUCAAAAAGAGGAAUCUGCUUGA